This is a messenger RNA of Priapulus caudatus, 4365 nucleotides long. RefSeq names its product rho-related GTP-binding protein RhoU-like. Bases 397 to 1236 code for a protein of 279 amino acids. Gene Ontology annotation, molecular function: GTP binding; GTPase activity. The transcript is spliced from 3 exons. Gene Ontology annotation, biological process: small GTPase-mediated signal transduction. Lineage: Eukaryota; Metazoa; Priapulida; Priapulimorpha; Priapulimorphida; Priapulidae. The record is from RefSeq and is a predicted model, not a curated record.
GUGGCUCGCGGCGAGAUCUAGACGGCAGUCAGACGUUGGUACAGUUCUGUGAUGUUUCGUGUUGUCUCAUUUCUACGAAAUCUGGAUUCGACGAAUAUCGCACUUACGGUGACUUCUGUGGUGAUCGUGUGCUCUUAAUAAGGAUUCGUACUAACGUCAUAUCGAGUUAUUCCGUGGAAUACUUCACAACAAAAAUCAACAGGUGUGGAUACUCCAGCGGCCAGGCAUCAUACAUACAUCGUCUGGUCGUAUUUUUCUAGUAUCGACCACACUGCCAUGCCGGAUAUGAGCCGGAUAAAAUUUCCCAUCGGACUGUAAACUUGUAUCUCGUGCAGGUACUAUUACCUUGCAAGUUGAUACACUGUCUUCGUAUGUUAGUUGGCGUCUUGCACUGCAAUGCCUCCUCACAUGCCUGACCCGAGUCAUCACGCGUUUGGCUAUCUGCUAGAGUCUGAACCAAUCGUUCAGUCUUCAGAAGGAGCUUCGAGGGUGAAAUGUGUAUUAGUCGGGGAUGGGGCAAUCGGAAAGACGAGUCUGGUGGUUAGCUACACGACCAACGGCUACCCUACCGAAUAUGUACCAACGGCAUUUGAUAACUACUCGGUGAUCGUAAACGUUGACAACCAACCAGUGAGACUACAGUUGUGCGAUACUGCUGGACAGGAUGACUUUGACUCGCUGCGGCCGCUCUGCUACCCGAACACAGACGUCUUCCUGCUCUGCUUCAGCGUCGUCUCGCCGACAUCGUUCAACAACAUCGUCGACAAGUGGCUGCCGGAGAUCCGCGGCCACUCGCAGCACGCGCCCGUCAUGCUCGUCGGCACGCAGUGCGACCUACGCAACGACGUCAAGGAGCUCAUCGAGCUGGCGCGCUACGACGAGCGGCCCGUCUCCGAGGCGAGCGGCCGCCAUCUUGCCGAGCAGAUCGGCGCGCUGCGCUACAUCGAGUGCUCGGCGCUGACGCAGCGCAACCUCAAGGAGGUGUUCGACUCGGCGCUGCUCACCGCGCUCCGCACGAACGGACACUUUCACGACGACGGCGACGGUGCAGGAGGAGGAGGAGGGGGGGAGAAGGCGGUGACGCGGCGGGAGAAGCUGCGGGCGUUGGUGAGCGCGCGGAACAACAACGAAACGAAGCAGAAGAGCCGCGAGGUGGCGCUGUCGUCGGCGUCGUCGUCGUCGGCGUCGGCGGCGACGACGCGGAAGGGCUGGAAGAAGUGGUUCUGCUUUCUAUAGCGUCACGGGAACACUCCUGGGUUGACGUCGCAACGGAACUUUGCGUGGCGGCUACCAGCCCGGGAAGGGCUGGAAGAAGCUGUUCUGCUUUCUAUAGCACGUUGAGAUCGUGCAGCCCCUCUGCCUGUUGCCUCUGGGGUAUAGUGAAUGAGAUCGCACGACCCCCUGCGUGGUGGCGCCGGGGUAGAACGAGACUGCAUGGGCACUCCUGCAGGGUGGCGCCGGUGGCAGAACAGCGAGUUCCAGCCCGAGCUCUGACUGUACGUUACCCGCGUGCGUGCGUCACUGUCGCCGGACCCAGUGUUGUGAUGAGGUCGGGUGGGUGCCUGGCAGCUCGAAUCCACGUGUGCAAACAGAGAAGCAGGGGUUGUCUUGUGCAUAGGCGCUGGGCACCCUAGUACACAAGUCUUUCAGAAGUGUGAGGUUGCAUUCAUGCCUGGAUGCGCGGCUGAGUCGUCCCCCGUUGGGAGGUUUUUAUGUCUUAUUUACCCAUAGCAGUGGGUGGGAGCAGAGAGACUAGCUAACGAUCUGUGCGCGUCCAUGUGUGCGUGUGUGCAUGCGCGUCUGUGUGCGUGUGAGGAAGAGAAAUUGUUGGUUGCGAAUUAAAUUCUUUUGACUGCUGAAAGGGAGUAAGUGUUGAGCGUACGAGAGGAGGUGGUGAUUGCCUCUGGUGAUUUGGCUGGCGUAGCCUGAUGUUUUGUUCUGCUAGUCCAUGUACAGUGACGAAGAAUCCUGGUUUAAAAUUGUGCUUUGCCAUUCAUGGGCAAGUUGAGAAACCUUCUAUGAUGCGAAGCAAGCCAUAUUUCCCGAUGGAUCGACAGAAUAUGGCAAUGUGCACGUGCAUUAUUAAGGCGCCCUUCGGCAACGGAUCAUUAGCUUUGAAAUUGAAUUACCCGAUUCGUAUAUAUAUCUGCUGCGAGCCAUCCUGUUGGGUUGCUGCUGAUGUAGUUGUAUUUACUCAUACUAUUCCCACAGAGCUCAGAGAUGUGACUGUGUUCAUGCAUAAUACAUGUGAAGCUGAAUGCCAUAUAAGGGUAGUAAUGCCAUAUUAGGGCAGGGUAAAUUGCUAUAGUCGCAUACAUAUACAGUAUAUACCCACAUCGUUGUUGUACGUGUCGGUCUAAGCUCGAACGAACAUAGCCUCUUGUUGGCAUUUCGAUUUUUCAUAGGGUUCGCUUUAAUAUGUGCACGUCGCAUUGCCUACCUUAUAUAUAAAAACUACUAGUUUUCUCGUUUUUUGUUCUUAAUAGCUGUGGAUGAUGCACGGUGUAUGACAAAUCAUUCGCUAUAAUUGUUACAUUCCAACGCGAUUUAUACUGGUUUGCUACUAGUCCUGUCUUCUUGUUAAGAGCUGCUGUUCGUCGAAACCAGUAGUGGAUAGCCUUGACACGAAGUGUGGGUUUAUCGUAUUUCUCUCUACCAAUCUCUCUGGCUGGUGAUGUCUAAUAACUAGCCGAAUAUAAUUGCAUGUAAUCUAAGCUCGCCCCUGUAACCUGUAAUUGUGAUAUGGAUAAAAGAACUCCCCUGCUAGCUAGCAGCAGUUGCAACUCUGCACUCGCCUUUCGAUACCUAUCUGUCAUUCGUCUGGUUGAGAAAAGUGCCACCUGUCUCCAUGGUGAUUAUGGAAGCUGGGCCCGCGUACGGAGAUGUGGGGUGUGGCUUUGGAAGGCGUGCUUGGCACGAGGCUUGCAGACGGGACGGUGUAAAGUACACGUAUAACCGUUUGCUCAAUUGCUUUAAUGUUGAUGGCAAGUUUUUUUUUAUCAAUUUGUUGUAUAUUUAUGCUGUAACGAGGGGGGGGUGAGACGAUGUACAUACGGUUGAAGAAACGUUUCGAACGUGUUCGGGUAUGAUGGUAGACUCACUGCCAUCGGUACCUUUUUAGUUGACCUCGUUGCUUUUGCCGAGUUGUUUUCUCUCGGCUGUAUUGAAGUUUUAUGGCCAUUUGUUCAUGCUAGGCCGGCCAUUACGUUAGUACACACAGUACGAAAGACACACACGCGCGGCAAGAAGUUAUUUGUGAAAUGCCUUGUGUUAAAAGCGAGUGUUCUGCGCGACCGCUGCACCCAUUCUAUCGACGGUCCUAUGUCAACAUAGGCCCUGUUCGUCUAUUUUUUUCUUAGAAAAACGCCUUAAAAAACAUAACUUUGAAACAUUUCUCGCCGUCGUGUUGAAUUUAAAUGGUGCUGUGUGAACUAGAGUAAGAGUAUAUGUAUGUUUUCAGGCAGGUUAUUUCUGUGGGGGGUGGGGGGGGGCGUUUCGACGCAGUGAGUUCAGUAGUAGUGGUGGUUAGCUCUACACGUGGGCAGAAUUCCGCAUAUUCAAGGUGGUCUAUACCUAACCUAACGCGUUCACAUAACGUACGCCCAGUGUGCGUGUACUAGCGGCCUGCGUGUGUUCGCACGUUUAGGGUUUUACUCCGCAGCGUAGAAGAACGCCGAUCAUACUAUGAGCGGCUGCUCGAGCCAGUUGCUAAGCGGGAUCAGCAGUAGUUAGUGAGUGUGGUCCGAGUGGAUGGGGUGUCUUGUACAGCACCUGUGAGCACCUGGUGUGUGUAUAGCCCGAUAGGAAAUUACAGCGAUCACGGAUCCCUCUUGCUACUAGCUCUGCCGUCUGUGUAAAAAGGCCGCGCUCGAGUCGGUCGGCGUUUUUCUUCAUUACGCUAAAAGUCCGAGGUAUACUCGCCAUGCAAAACCUGUAUUUCCGCCGCACGCGGAUGUCGUUUGAUGUCAAGAACUACAUGAUUAGCCUCGCUGCGCGUACUUACUAAGUGUAAAAAAUUUAAAUCGGUUAAAAUUUAAUCGGUACGUCUAUGUGCAUUAACUCGUAUUAAAACACUGUACGUCGCCUUGUUGAUGCGUACUGGCGUUUUUAAAGUUGCAUUACGAUCGUUGCCACUUUGCUGCAAGUAGUAGUGCUACGUAUUUCGAAGGUCACAAAUAUAAUACAUUCCUACAGUUGUAUCGCAUUCCUGGUUAGUGUAUUUUAAUGUAGGUCUUGGGUCCCGUUAUUCAAGUUCUUGUGUAUUUUAAAUUUCAUUGGCGUCGUUUUUGGCGCAUGCUUGUAUAAAUUUCUAUGAAAUAAUAUGAUUUACUGUGAAAUAAACUUGGUUUAUAUUUAAUUACCUUA